This is a messenger RNA of Xenopus tropicalis (tropical clawed frog), 1075 nucleotides long. It is a transcript of the gene sh2d1b, whose product is annotated as SH2 domain containing 1B. Lineage: Eukaryota; Metazoa; Chordata; Amphibia; Anura; Pipidae. The record is from RefSeq and is a predicted model, not a curated record. The transcript is spliced from 4 exons. Bases 28 to 447 code for a protein of 139 amino acids.
CAUUAGUAUUUUCAGAACUCAUCCAAAAUGGAUCUCGCAUGCUACCAUGGCAACCUGUCCAAAAAAGAGGGCGAGAACCUUCUGGUCCAGCGAGGGAAAAAUGGAAGUUAUUUGCUGAGGGACAGUGAAUCUGUUGCUGGAGCCUUUUGUCUGUGCAUUUUAUUUGGAAGACUGAUUUACACAUAUAGGAUAACGCAAGAAAAAAAUGGGCUUUACAUGAUUCAGACUGCAGAAGGAGUAAAGAAACAGAUGUUCCCAAAUCUUAAAGGUCUUAUAGCUAAUUAUGAGAAGCCAAGCCAAGGCCUGAUACACCAUCUUCUUUAUCCUGUAAAUAAAGAAAAUUCAUUGCAGAUUUCCUUGGACUCUAUGAGUGGAAUCAAUUCUUCUAUAUAUGACACAUAUGCAGAGGUGGAUGAGCGUGACUAUGUUCAAGUCUUGCCCUCUUAAGCUGCAUUUUACGCAAGUUCUACAUUACUAAAAAGGUGAAAUGUUUACAUAAGAUAUUUUUUGUUAUACAUACAUCAAUUUAAAAGAGAAGACAUGCAUUUAUAUAAGUUAGUACCCCUGGAGAGGCCUUGUUCCCCCCUCCCAAACUGCAUUACUACAGCCUCUCAAAAGCCCCAUUUUCCUUACCCAUUCAGAAAAGGCCGAAUAGCACAGGGUUUGGUGGGGGCCAUCUUGUGAUGCUUGACGUUCUCUUCCAGUCAUGAGCAUGUGAAAGCCAGGUCUGGAUCAGACUCAUCUGUAUCUGCUCAUAAGAUCAGGGAAAGAGAACAUCAAGCUGGGAACUACGAUACACUGUUUUUUCUGAACAGGUAAGGCAAAUGGCACAGUACUGGGGGUGCAGUAGAGCAGUUCAAAAGUAGGAAAGGGAAGUCUCUCCAGAGAUAUUAACUUGUCUGUACAUACUUUUUGUUCUCUUUUAGUGCUUUUACAAACAAUUAAAAUUACAUUGGGGUCAUUUACAAAUGCAACUGCAGUUGUGGUUGUGCAAAUCUUCCCAGAGUUAGCUGCAUGUAAAACCAUUUUCAUUAAAGGAGAAAGAAAGGCCACCAAAGAGUUAAUCUCAAGCUGC